Molecule: messenger RNA, 2432 nt
Organism: Fusarium verticillioides 7600
Lineage: Eukaryota; Fungi; Ascomycota; Sordariomycetes; Hypocreales; Nectriaceae
Exons: 2
Coding region: 64-2181 (705 amino acids)
Biological process (GO): DNA-templated transcription; regulation of DNA-templated transcription
Molecular function (GO): DNA-binding transcription factor activity, RNA polymerase II-specific; DNA binding; zinc ion binding
Source: RefSeq, a predicted model, not a curated record
CUUUACUGCUUCAUUACUAACUCACUGGCACAAGACUACAAAAUUGUCAGAGCUCGGCAGAUCAUGGCCUAUCCCCAACAAUCUUCAACGCAUGGGUUCUCGCAAGGUGACAGAAGCUCGCCGAAUGAAAACUUGGUACCGCGCCCUCGAUUGAGUUGCGAAGAAUGCAGUCGACGGAAGAUAAGAUGCGACAAAAAGAUACCCUGUCGUGCGUGCUACGAGAGAGGCGCCGCUUCUAGCUGUCGACGUCAGCAGGGCCCUGGCAGUAGAAACAGACCAGUCCGCAAAGAGCCAGGACGCGAAAAUGUUCUGCAACAUGAGGUAUUAGAAAAGCUCGACAGGGUGCUUGAACGGCUUGAUACAGUCGAGUCAGUACUUGGCCUGCAACAAGGACAAGACUCAUCUACAGUUAGCGAUGAUGGACGCGAGGUUAAAGAAAAUGGAUUGGUGAGCGCAAUGGAGGAGGCGGCACUUGGGAUUGGCGAAAACAGACGAUGGCAAGGUGCUUCACUGGUUGUCGACAGCACCCAGUUGCCAGAGUCAAAUCAUCAGUGGUUCAGCCCAACGUCCUUCUCUUCAUGCCUAGCAACCCUCCCAGAGCCAAGCCAAUCAAAUUUCCUCCUACAGUCGUACUUCGAAAACGUCAACUGGAUCACGGGCUGCCUGCGCCGCGACACGCUCCAGCAACAGCACAAUGAUUUCUGGACUCUCUACGAGAAAGGACAACCUCCCGACGGGAUGACCUUGGCACUCCUCUUUGCCGUUCUCAGUAACGCUGCAUUCUUUCUCGACGAGCAGGUCGCCAGGACUCAGGGUUACGCCCCUCAGCGGCUUCAGCAUUUUGCCAGAAAGUGGUUUGACUGUAGUAUCGCUACCUUCUUCCGCUGCGGUGGAAUAACUCACCACUCUCUUGCAGCAUGCCAGACAAUUCUGACUUUGCGAUAUUGUUUUCACCUGACCGGAAACUCAAAUACACAUCAGCUACUUGCAUACGUUGGCAUUGGGAUUGCGAGGGCAAUGAACCUCCACCUACUCGAAAAUAGCCACAGCAGCUCCGAAGAUGACCGAAUAAGGCGAGAAAUGGGUCGCCGGGCUUGGUGGCUACUGAUUGAGGGUGACUGGGAUCUUUUACCAUACCAUCGCUAUUGCUUUAUCUCGGCACAAUCCUUCAAUACUGCUCUUCCUGAUCUCACUGAUGAAGGAACCUUCGCCUCUUCUACCAACGAUGCUCACUCUCUUACUUUUCUCAUCACCUGUUGCCAGUCUGCGAGAGUUCUUUAUGAAGUCUACAGCCCACUAUCAUCGAACCAAUAUCCAAACUAUGAGAUUGUCACCUCUGCCUCGGAGAAAUUAGAUCGGAUAGUCCAAGGUCUGCCAGCGGCAGUACGACAUUCAGCUGAAUCCAGCCCCAGCACAUCUGGCCCAGUUUAUGUGUGGCGGUUCCUGGUAAUGAUGCUGGCCUAUCGAUCUUAUAUGAUUCACCGAUCAUUCUAUAUCAAGUCACUGUCGAAUCCUCGCUAUGAAGCUUCUCGAAUAGCCUGCACACGAGCUUCAGAGACUAUCAUCAGUUUGGCUGACAAAGGACUGCCGUCCAUCUUUUACCGCCUUUGGAACACAACACUCUGGCUAGUAGCAGCUGGUCUUGUACUGGGUGUUGAUCUCGCCCAUGCGGCCAGCGAGAACAAGUCGUAUCCAGACGCGGCAGCCCGGCGUAGGAGAUUGCUAACAUUGGUCGAUCUACUCAACACCUCCGCUGACAGAUCAGGGAUCGCGGCGCGUGGUGCUCGCCUUAUCCGGCAUAUCUGCACCAUGGAGCAAGAUUCUCUUGCGGGCUCGCACAAAAAGAUACAGAUCACGCGCGACGAUAUACUCAAUGCUGUUCGAAUGCCCAAUGCCAACCCAAACAUAGGUGCUUCUGGUAGUUUACAGGGCCCAUCCGCUGACUAUUCUGAUCGUACUUCCUACCAGGAUAACGAACCGGCAGGUAAUCCCCAGAGCGGAGAGCAUUCUGCCCCUGCGAUAUUUGCAUCCCCUCCAGCGGUCGAGCCAGCAGAUAUGGGAUUCAAUAUUGCGGAAUCCAGUUUCUUUGUUCCGGAAUGGGGUGAUAGAGAAUCCUAUGGGGCAUUCGGCCCCCCACAAGAUCAAGGCCAAAUGGAUGCAUUAUUUGCAGACAUGUUAUAGGGCGAGCCCGCUUUGGCCUUGUUCUCUGGUGGUAAAGGAUUAAGUAUUUUCCGACGAAUAUGGAAAUUGUAAUUGUAGAGGGCUAUUUGUCAGGCUAGUGUGGUGUUCAUUCGCUUUUCAGGCUUCAUCGCUUUUAAAAAUGGCACUUUAUUUUCUUGAAUCAACCGAAUAUUUACACUCCAGGGCAUAUUCUCUAGAUUUCCUUAGUGGUGUGCUUCCAGAUGGCUGCUAAAAGCUUUGUAGAAUCUUUG